Momordica charantia (bitter melon) is the source of this 2558-nucleotide messenger RNA. Its product is annotated as BTB/POZ domain-containing protein At3g22104. NCBI's taxonomy places the organism in Eukaryota, Viridiplantae, Streptophyta, Magnoliopsida, Cucurbitales, Cucurbitaceae. The record is from RefSeq and is a predicted model, not a curated record.
UUUUCUUCCUCUGUUAUAAUCGUAUCCAUGUCAUAGCCAACGGUUCUUAUUAACAACAAGUAAAGGUGAAUUUCUCAUUUACGUUAAAUAACUAUCAUUAUUAUACUUGAAUUCAUAAAUUCUACCAAAAAAUACCAACUCUUUUCGACUCUGUAUUCAAGCUCUCAUGAGCACGAAUGGUAGUGCAAUCAUUAUAUUGUAGUUAUCAAAAUGGCAACCGAGAAACUGAAAGCAUCCUUUUGCAGCAUCUUUAUUCUGGCUUCCACUAAAAGGACUUGGCAAUUUCAACUUUCAAGCUUGUGGGAUCCAUCACCCACUCAAAGGGCCUAACCACUCAUGCACAAAUUGGUGGCUUGAGUACCGGAAAAAGGCCGCACUAACUAAUUAGGUCAAUGUACAUUUGCUAAGAAACGUCUCAUUGGCUCUUUUCUACCAGUUCUCCUCAGCUUCUUGGGUUCUGAACUUCCAACUUUUAAGCUCUGUCUUUGGUACUAGUGUUUGACACACCCAACAUUUCUCUCAGAACCUUCAUGGAAGUUAUAGAACCAAUCUUAGUCACUCAGUUCAAGCUCGGCUGUCUUAAAUCGGUCAUUUAAAUUUGGUUUAUGUUGUAAGAAGCACCAAAAAGAACUUUAAAGUUGAUCUGCCCUGAACUUUUUCUGUAAGUAGUAGCAGGAGAUUCAAAGAGAACCCUUCCCACCAUUUUUCUAUCCACUUUCCACUUUCCACUUUCCUUGUCCUGCAUGCCAACUCUUGAAGAUUCCCAUCGUUUCUCUCUUUCGGAAUACAGACUCUUCUGAAGUUGGAUGAGCUCAUAUGGGUUUUUAUGUUUCAUGUUCUUUUGAACAAUGGGAGUGUGUUGUGAUCUUGAAGUAGAUGUCAUUGGUGAAGCAACUUUUAUGGUGGACAAGAGAGUCAUUCUUUCUUGCUCAGGCAGGCUAAGGAAGUUAAUAAGAGCAACUGCAGGUGUAACAAGGGGUCUGAAAGUUGUAUUACAUGGCUUUCCCGGAGGUUCGGAAGGCUUUGAACAAAUUGCAAGGUUUUGCUACAAUGGAGGAAGAGUUGAAAUCACCCCAUCCAAUGUAGUCCUUCUCCACUCUGCAGCCAUUUUCUUGGAGCUGGAAGGUCCUGGUGACUCUGCACAGACCCAAUUAAUAGCUGAAACCAAAAAAUCCAUCCAAGGACUGAACUUUUGGAGCUGGUCUGAGCUCCUGCUAGCCUUGAAACAAUGCCAAAUUUGUCUUCCAAUCAGAAAGGAUUCAUUUUUGGUUAAAAAACUCUUGGAUUCCAUCAUAGGCAGGCUUGGUUUUACUAGCUAUGAGAGUACAUGUACAUCUUCUUCUACAAGCUCUAGUUUUCAUUAUUCCUAUGAUACAAGAAGCCAUGACAGUUUCAGUCGAACAACUUGGUGGUUUCAAGAUUUGGUUUUCUUCAACAUUGACAUGAUCCAGAAACUAACCAAAAUGAUGGUUUCUCGGAAUCUUGACCACAAGAUAAUCUGCAGGUUUCUUUUCUACUAUAGAAGAUCAAGAUCUUGCCAUUCUGAACCAGCUGAGCAGAAGAGAAUCACAGAACGUGUUAUUGAUUUGCUCUGUUUUCAUGAUCACCGGAGCUUGUUUUCUGGAGAGGGCUUGUUUGGCAUAUAUCAUGCAGCUCUGAGCUUGAAGGUCAGAAGAAAAUCUAAACUAAAACUAGAGAUUUUGAUGGGUUCACAGUUGGAUCAAUUGACAGUGAGCCAUUUGCUUGUUCCUGCUCCAUGUGGAAAGGAUUAUGUGUAUGAUGUGAAUUUGGUUCUUAGGCUUUUAAAGUUCUUCUUCCAGGCUGAAUCUAAAAUUUGCCUUUCCCAGCUUUGUAAAUUUGAGAAAGUUGCUAGAUUAAUGGAUUCUUAUUUAAUGGAAGUGGCACCAGAUUCACAUCUUAAGCCCUCCAAGUUUUGUGCAUUAGCCAUGGCAUUGCCACAUUCAAGAAGAGAAUCUCACGACAAACUUUAUCUAGCAAUUGAUAUGUACUUCCAGGUUCAUGAAGAAUUAUGUGAAGUUGAAAAGAUCAGAAUCUGUUCUGCACUGAACUACAGUAAGCUAUCAGCUGAAGCUUUGAAGCAUUUGGCACAAAACCCAAAAUUUCAUUGUAGAAGAGCAGCCAAAUCUCUGUUUUCCAAGCAAUACAGCUCCACAUCCAUAGACUUGUUCUGUCACUCAAUGAUCAAUAAAGUUCUAAGAGACUCUCCUUCUGCCUGCUCCGCUAAUGGAAAUGCAGGCAAGAGAAGAUCUGAAAGCCAUCAAUCCAAAGGCCAUAAUAGUGGAAGAGAAGGAUCAAAAUGUGUGUUCUGAUACAAAGCAUCCCUUAGAUCAAUUAAUUUGUAAGUUGUGACAUAUGAGGGAGAUAGAAGAAUUCAAAUUAUUCUCAUUAAUUUAUUAUAGCCAGGAGAAAUAUGUAAGGAUUUUAUUAUGUUUUGGAAAUAAAGGGUUGCCUUGAUUUUCAACAAUUGUAGAAGCUCGUGCCAUUGCAGCACAAAACAAGGCAUAGGACCAAGUAAUAUGAGAUUAACCAUUUAAGUA